Molecule: messenger RNA, 6216 nt
Organism: Sphaerodactylus townsendi
Lineage: Eukaryota; Metazoa; Chordata; Lepidosauria; Squamata; Sphaerodactylidae
Gene: GRIP2
Product: glutamate receptor interacting protein 2
Exons: 24
Coding region: 770-4045 (1091 amino acids)
Biological process (GO): neurotransmitter receptor transport, endosome to postsynaptic membrane
Molecular function (GO): protein binding
Source: RefSeq, a predicted model, not a curated record
GCGUUAAAGCGAUACUGCGGCGCCGUCUCCUUUUGCUCUCCGAAACGUUGCUGCAACUUGGGCGAUUGUCGCCGCCCGUGUUCGCUGCUGUCCAACGCGCGCGGCUGGAUUGAGCGUGGGAAAGAUCCCCGGUUCGGAUGCGCCACCGAGAAAUCCCGACCCGCCGGGGACCGCGCUGAAUUUCCGGGCCGGAGCAACAAAAGGCUCCGCCAAAAAGACGGGCUCGCCUCCCAUGCGGGAUGAUGGCUGCUCUCGCAACGUGGUCUAAGUUGGACUACCGCUGGAAGUGGAGCCUCAGCCUUUGCCGUGUGGUGGGUUGGGCGCAGCCGGCGUGCGGAUCCCUCGCUGCUCCUCCAGCUCGCCGCUGGUUUUAAUGCUGGCGUUUAACGCUCGAGUUCUGCCUGGUGCCUGCGUGGUAGAGCUAUUGCCGGAUUUAUUUAUUUUUCAAGCGAUCUGAUGUAUUCCGAAUUCUUUUAUCAUUAUUAUUGGGACCAUUCUGAGUCUUGAGAGCCCGGUCUGCGUCUGGUUAUAUUAACGUGGAUUGCGUAGUAGAGCAUUUGCUAGGUGCCACUCUAGGGGACUCAAUAGGACUUUGUUCCCUUUAAGUGGAGGAGCGCCUCAUUUGGGCAGCGUACGCCUGCCUGCUCUCUUGGGGGAGACGGCCUGAGAGCGACACUGCUGUAAUGUGAUUCCCGUGCCAGCCCAGGCAAAGGAGAGAACGGAGCGCCUCUUGCAAGUUGGCUGAAUGCUUUGAUAGAGAAUUACAGACAUGCUUUGUGGACUGAAAAAGGAUUUGCAGUCAGAUUUCGAUGAUGGCCCUUAUUCAAAAGGGAGCAAAGACUCGGGAGGACUGGAUGCAGCGUUAGUUUCAAGAAGGCAAAGUAUUCCAGAGGAGUUCAGAGGAGUCACAAUUGUGGAGCUGAUCAAAAAAGAAGGAAGCACUCUUGGAUUAACUAUAUCUGGUGGCACAGAUAAAGAUGGGAAGCCGAGAGUCUCCAAUCUGAGGCCAGGAGGGCUGGCAGCAAGGAGUGAUCAGCUAAACGUGGGCGACUACAUCAAGUCAGUGAAUGGGAUCAACUUGACCAAGCUGCGACAUGAUGAAAUUAUAAGCCUUUUGAAGAAUGUGGGCGAAAGGGUGGUACUGGAGGUAGAAUAUGAGCUACCCCCGGCUGCUCCAGAGACCAGUGCUGGCAUUAUUCCAAAGACCAUCGAAGUGACCCUGUACAAAGAAGGCAACAGUUUUGGAUUUGUGCUACGAGGAGGAGCCCAUGAAGACUGGCACAAAUCCCGGCCAUUAGUAUUGACCUAUGUUAGGCCCGGUGGCCCAGCAGACAGGGAAGGGUCUCUGAAAAUUGGAGAUAGGCUGUUAAGUGUUGAUGGGAUCCCCCUCCAUGGUGUGAGUCAUGCUGAUGCUCUAAACAUUCUUCGUCAGUGCAACCAGGAGGCCCUCUUCCAGAUUGAGUAUGAUGUCACCAUAAUGGACACAGUAGCCAAUGCUUCAGGCCCUUUGCUGGUGGAAAUAGCAAAGACUCCAGGAUCUGCACUAGGAAUCUCACUGGCAACCAGCACCCAUCGGAAUAAGCAGGUCAUAGUUAUUGACAAGAUCAAGCCGGCCAGUGUAGUGGACAGAUGUGGGGCUUUGCAUGUUGGCGAUCACAUCCUUUCCAUUGAUGGCACCAGCACAGAACACUGUUCAUUGUUAGAGGCUACUCAGCUUUUAGCCGCAACAUCAGAAAAUGUGAAGUUGGAGAUACUGCCUGCUCACCAGAGCAGAAUGCCCCUCAAGCCUCCGGACACAGUCAAAGUGCAGAAGAGUGACCACCACCAUUGCUGGGAUCCUUGUGUCAGCUACUGCCAUACUCACCAUCCAGGGCACUGCAAGACCCCCACCUGGAACCAGACUUCUAGCCAAGAUUAUUGCAAAUCUCUCAUAGCUGCCAAUUUCUCAUCUCCCACGAUGAACACAUCAGGGUUUGCCUGCCAGAAUUCCAAUACUCUACCUCGGAGCAACCACACCAUGAGCCCACGGGCCACCAUGCUGAGGAGAAGACAGAGGAAGAAGGAGCACAAAAGUUCAUUGUCAUUAACGUCCAGCACAGUGGGUCCUGGUGGGCAGAUAGUUCAUACGGAAACAACAGAUGUGAUUCUAAGAGGAGAUCCUUUGAAUGGCUUUGGACUGCAGCUUCAGGGGGGGAUCUUUGCUACUGAAACACUCUCUUCUCCCCCCCUCAUCCGAUUUAUUGAGCCUGACAGCCCAGCAGAAAGGUGUGGCCUCCUACAAGUUGGAGACAGAGUACUUUCCAUCAACACUAUUGCAACAGAAGAUGGGACAAUGGAAGAAGCCAACCAACUCUUGCGGGAUGCAGCACUGACUAACAAGGUUGUGCUGGAGAUUGAAUUUGACGUUGCGGAAUCUGUCAUUCCUAGCAGCGGUACCUUUCAUGUGAAGCUGCCCAAGAAACGAGGUGUGGAGCUAGGAAUUACCAUCAGUUCAAGUCGAAAACCCGGGGAGGCUUUAAUUAUCUCUGAUAUCAAGAAGGGGAGUGUGGCACACAGAACUGGCACCUUGGAGCCUGGAGACAAGCUUUUAGCCAUUGACAACAUCCGGCUCGACAACUGCUCCAUGGAGGAUGCGGUACAGAUUUUAAAGCAGUGUGAAGAGCUGGUCAAACUGAAGAUCAGAAAGGAUGAGGACAAUUCCGAUGAACAAGAAACAACUGGUGCCAUCAUCUACACAGUGGAGCUGAAGAGAUACGGUGGGCCCUUGGGGAUAACCAUUUCAGGGACUGAGGAACCUUUCGAUCCCAUUGUCAUCUCAGGCCUGACGAAAAGAGGGCUGGCAGAAAGAACCGGAGCCAUACAUGUAGGAGACCGGAUAUUAGCUAUUAAUAAUGUAAGCCUUAAGGGGAAACCACUGAGUGAAGCCAUUCAUCUUCUCCAAAUGGCUGGAGAGACGGUAACGUUAAAGAUCAAGAAACAAACGGAAAGAAUUUAUCCCAAUAAGUCUGCAAGUAUGAAUGAAGUGAGUGACCCAGAAGAUGACCUGACCGACUCUCAGAAAACUAGCAAACUCUCUGAGAUUUAUUCCACCACGAUCCCCAGUGUGGACAGUGCAAUGGAAUCAUGGGACGGUUCUGGAAUUGACGCAGGUUAUGGAAGCCAGGUAGGUACUUACAUACCUCAGGCUGUUGGUAUUGCUCUUCAUCCACAUGAGUGGAGAUCCAGCAGACAGAAGAGCAGCACCCCUCCUGCAGACCCCAGGAAGAGUUACCCGUUUAUGGAUGGCACUUUCAGUGAGGAGGACUGGGAGAAGCCCAGCAGAUAUCCCAACCGCCAAAAUGGCCUUGAGACCGCACACGAAGAUAAUUUUUGGCGUGUUUUUGGAGAGGCUUUGGAAGACUUGGAAACAUGCGGCCAGUCAGAACUUUUGAGGGAGAUUGAGGCAUCCAUCAUGACUGGGAGUGUACAUAAUCUGGGUCUUGAUGGGGGCAAGUUGCUCAUGAACUCUGUUAACCAAUCAGGAUUGAGCCCAUCAAGGACAGGGAACUCCAAGAGUUCAGGUGAAGGGCAGGGCCACAGCAAUGCCACUCCCACCAAGAAAAAUGAAAGGAAUUUGGAGAUCAAGAUGAUGAAGGAAGAGAUUCAGGAAAUUAUGUCUCCCACUCCUCUUGAACUGCACAAGACUUGCCUGUUGUUGCAGAUGACUAUCUACAAGGACCCAGAGACUGAAGACUUUGGAUUCAGUGUCUCUGAUGGCUUGCUAGAAAAAGGUGUCUAUGUUAACAUGAUCCGUCCAGAAGGGCCAGCUGACCAGUCUGGCCUCAAGCCCUAUGAUAGAGUCCUUCAGGUUAAUCGCAUCCGAACGAGAGACUUUGAUUGCUGUUUGGCUGUUCCUCUGAUAUCUGAGGCCGGAGACAAAUUGGACCUAGUAAUCAGCCGAAACCCCCUAGCCUUUGCUGCCAAUGCCCGCUUGGAUGACCAUGGGAAUCUGCCUGGCCAGUCAUCUGUUGGGGUGGAGGUCAAGGCCAACAUGCAGACCCUCUGAAUGGUGACCUGGUCGUCAGCUGCCCUUGAGGCUCGGCAGAAGAGCUUCUUGGUGUCUCUUGUGGUUUUUUCCAGUUUUUUUGUUGUUUUUUUUGCACUGGUAUUUGUGGUUACUCUUUGUAGUGUAACUUGCCAUGAUGAAGUGGGUCUCUGAUGAGCCAUGUCUUGAAGCCUGUCAGGCUUGGCCUUGCAGAACUUUUGCCUUUGGCUUGCGUAAAUGAUGGAAUGUGCUGCUGGCCACAGAAUCUCACCUGCGAGAGAACGUCUUUCUCCAGUCCAUCAUUCACGGUCUGUCUGAGCUUUUCCAACACUGGGCUAAUAGGGAACAGGCCAUCUCUUUGCCCCAAUCUGAAGGGCUUGGACACAUGGUGCUAUUUUUGUUGUUGCUGUUGUUUGCUUUGUUAAAUCAUGUACAGUAAAGUUUUAAAAUAACCCCCUUGUUUCUGUGAAAGACACACACACACACAACCCCAGCACUACUCCAUGGCCUUUUUUUAAACAGUUGCAAGAACUCUGAAUCCCAUCUCCAAGUUCACUCAUCCAUCAUCACUUUUUCACUGUGCCACACUGAAUUUCCUUAAAACCAAGAACCGUUUUCACUUUCUAAGUUAAAAAAAAUUAACUUGAGCCCAUGUCAAAGUUUAGACAGUUAAAAUUCCUUUUUUCCCCCACAUCCACUUGAUCUUUGGGACAAAACUGAAGCACUUUCCCCACUGUUUGCUUAAAGACGGUUUAUUUACUGCAUUUUUAGAAGGCACUUAGUAUAGAAUACAACAUACAGGUAAAUUGCUGUCCUGGUCUACCAGUUUUCUUGUGCACAUACAGGGUACCAAUGAGCUCUUUUCUCACUAAGCCCCUAAUUUAUUCCUUAUGAAUGGGCAUGAAUCAUUCACACCAGCUACUGUUUCCUUACCCUUAGUUUUGUUUGUGUGUCGAAGUGUGUGUGUGAGGGAGUGGCCUUCCCCUUGUCACCACUGGCAUGAGAGACAUCCUGUGUUUGAUAGAUUUUGUGUUCCCCAGUGAGCCCUCUGUUGGUCAUGUUAAUGGAAGUACAAGUUUUCAUCAUAUGUUGAUGAGGAUUGACACUCUGUUGUAGCCAUUCCGGGCAGCAGCCCCUAAGUUUUCUAUGGUUACCUUCUCCAUGGCCUAUAAGCACGAUGCCUUUGUAACCCUGUGACCCAUAUCCUGCAUCUUCCUCCUCCAACCAGAUCCUCGUGUAAUGAUAAAUGGGUGGGAUAUUUACAUUUGGUUGAACGAUCUGCCUGCAGCAAAAGGGUUGAAACACAAUCAAGGCCUUGAUCUCUUCCUUUUAUGUCUUGCUUCACUGCAAAACAUUGCCCGGUCUUGCGGAUCUCUUUCUGGCCAGUACAAUUGCCUGUGCCAGGGUUUCUGGAAUAGCACUUUAUUGUUGCAACUUCUGAUGGUCCCUGUUUGGGAAUUUGAGUAAGUCCUUGAUCUGGCCACUGUUCCUUUGUUUUUCUUUUUUCUUUUGUACUGUGUGAUGCAUUUUAAGGAGCCAUGUUGUGGUACAGGUUGGGAACCUCCUCUGUUAGAUCAAGGCUUGGUCAAGAGUAGAUCCCAGACCAAGCUGUGAUUGUGUCUACUUCCCCCCCCCCCCCCACCUCACACUACUUGGACCAUUAUAAAGUAUCUGUGAUCCCGUUAAGAUGUGCAUGGAGUCCCAAUGGGCUGUUUCUAGAUGUAGCCAUUCUCUUUUUGCAAAGUAUGCAAUAUUCCAUACCAUUGCUGCCAUAACCUAGAUAAUGUGCCAUAAAAAGAAAACUGCAGAGCAUUGACAGUUAAGCAGAAAAGGGGGUUUUAUAUGCAAUAUUCUCAAAAUGGCAGAAGCCCUAAUGUGGCUUCAAAUAGGUUUUUAAUGAAGACUUUUAAUAAGGCUUUAAAAAAAUUGGUCCUUGUAUCCCUUCCUAUGCAUUUUGAAUGAUAUGAAAAUGAAAUGCAUUACUUAAAUGUGUAUUUUUAUCUAUAUAUUAGAGUGUAUUCCUUGUAAAGUAUUUUUAUAUGCUGAUUUUCUUAUGUAUCUAUGAAAGCACAAUAUUCAAAGAAUAUUUUAGUCCUGUUUUGGACCUAUUUGUAAAUCUAUGUAUUUAAAUGGUAUUGCAAUUCCUUUGAUUUUUUUAAUUAAAUAAAAACAAAUGAAACAGACAUUUUGAG